AAACGCGUCGCUCAUGCGGGGUUGACCAGUCCAUGGAGUUCCCACAGGAAUGGCCGGUUGGACAAGGCUUUCUCAGACCCACCAAAGACAGUCUAUUCAUCAUCGCUGCUGGUCAAGGUGGUAAGAGGUUCAUAGGUCAGGUUGCGUAAGGAAGGCACGCCUUGAGUUGAAAAUAGCAAAGACCGACGGAGACAAUGACUCUGCCGGUUUCUGUUCUCGUGAGGGUCAGACCCAACCCGUCACUGCGUCCUCCGAUAGUCACAGUCGACGAAACUUCCCACAGCGUAACACUCUCCGAAACCAGAAGGUUCACCUACGACGCCGCCUACGGCCCCGAACACAAACAGGCCGAGAUAUGGAACGCAGCCAUCAAUAUCGUCGACGGGGUGCUCUCAGGAUUGAACGGCACCAUCCUAGCAUACGGCCAAACGCGUUCAGGCAAAACAUACACCAUGCUCGGAUCCGAGUGGAGCUCGACGUCGGCGGAAGACACGGCGGGCGUGAUCCCGCGUGCCGUGCGACAUAUCUUCGAUAAGAUAGAGGAGAACCGCGCGUCGGCGGAUGAUGUGACGUAUCGGACCUAUGUCUCGUUUCUGGAGAUCUACCAAGAGCAAGUGAGGGAUCUGCUGAUGCCGGGACAGAACGUGGAUUCGAAGGAUCAUUUGGCGAUUAGGAAGGGUGUGGAUGGGGCGAUGAGUGUUUGUGGGCUGCUGCAGGUGGAGGUUGGGGAUAUGAAUGAGGCGUUGAGUUACUUGGAGCAAGGAAGCAUAGCUCGUACCACCGGCGACACUCAGAUGAACUCAAAGUCCAGCCGGUCACACGCGGUGUUCACCAUCAUCCUUGAGCAGCGGAAAGGGGAGACUGUGAAGAUCUCCAAAUUGUCGCUUGUCGAUUUAGCCGGCUCCGAACGUCUGAAGAGGACCGGGGCUGAAGGUGUACGGUUUCAGGAGUCGGUGAAGAUUAACACGGGCCUGUUAGCGCUGGGCAAUGUCAUCAGCAUUCUCGGCUCCGAGUUUGGGUUCAAGAAGGGGACCUUUGUGCCAUAUCGCAUGUCCAAGCUUACGCGAUUACUUGAGGAUUCGCUUGGAGGCAAUGCUAAGACCCUAUUGAUAGCUUGCGUGAGUCCCGCUCGCGAAGACUCGGACGAAACUCUCAACACGUUAAAGUACGCCCACCGCGCCCGCAAAAUCCAAAACAAGCCAGUUGUCAACAUCAUACGAAACAAAGAGCCUCUUCCAGAGAUUAUAGAUGAAGACGAGAUCUUCCCAGAUCCAAUCGAACCCGACAAAGAUCCCGACGUAGACAACGAGGACGAAUACGCGGAAGGGGAUGCCGGCUACACGGUCCUUGAGGAAGACAGCGCCGAUGACCCCUGGUUCCUCGCCGUCAUGGACGAGCUCCGUCACCGCACCAGCCGCGGUCUCAAAGCUCAACGGUCCCUCGAAAGCGCCCUGAGCGAUCGCGACGCAUUGAGCCAACGCGUGGGUCAGCUCGAAAAACUGCUUGAGGAGUCACAGCACUCUAUUAUGGAGAUGCAGGCUUCCAGCGACGAACGAUUGAAGGAGCUGUUGAGAGAGAAUGAGGAGAUUGCUGUGCAUGCUGAGGAGGUUGAGCAGGAGUGUGAGCGGGCGCGGCAGGAGCAGGAAGGGCUGCUGACCCGUCUGACGGAAGUGGAGAACGAGCUGCACGCGACGACUGAGACUUUGACGACCGACAUCAACCUGACGGUAGAUACAUUGAUUGCCGUCCUCAAUGGGGAAGAUGUCGCCAAGGUCGUGGAAACGGCGAGAGGGGUCGUGAAGAGAUGGCGGCCGGAUUCUGCAGUUUGUCUCGAGACAAGCGGGCCGAAGCCGGGAGUGGACCCAUACCCGGAGCACCCCGGGCGACAGCCACUUCGACCAUCCCGCCCACCCUCCUCCGUCGCAUCCGUGCCUGGAUCUCUCGGUUACCCACGAAGAAGGGUGCGGAAGGUCAGCACGCCCGACCAGACAGCCGCGUCGCUGAUCGACAGGCAGCAUGCCGCUAUCCGCCGCUUAGAAGACGAUCUUUUCGAAAAGGACGAGCAGGCUAGGAUCUUACUUCAGGAGAUACAGCAGUUGAAGGAGGUGGUUGUCCCGCGACUGGAAGGCGUCAACUUGAAGAUGAUUGUGGAGAAUGACAGGUUGAAGGCGCAGUCAGGAGGGCAGACGGGUGGGCAUGCACAUCCAACGUCGCAUGCAAUUGGGGAUGAAGAGCAACUGUCGAAGCUGAGCACGCUGUUGGCGCAGAGGGAUGAUGAGAUAGCGUUGCUCAAAGAACAGAUCGACGCCUUGACUGCUGAGAGGGAUGAAUGGGAGGCUGCUGUAGCGGAGAUGCAGAAUGGGGUGCUGGUCAACGAAGCCGGGGGCGCUGAUGUCGGGCAGCCGCAAACCCGAAACGCGGCCUCGGGAGGGAACAGCAAUGACAGCCUUUCGCGGCGGAACCGCAACAUAUCCGCUCGCGAAUCGCUGAACGCCAUGUUUGUGCAUAACGACCGGUCAGCGAAACAGAUGAGGACCGCUUUUUGGUCUGAGUCUUUGGGGACGGAGCAGGGGACAACUGGUGUUGCAAAUGGUGGAGCUCCUCCUGCCGAUGUAAGCGACGUACCCAUGAUUGCCCCGGCCGCCGAGGACGAUGAAGACGACUUCCCCGUUCACGUCAGCGGGAUAUACGAGGGCCACAAAGACGUUGGAGAUGGGGUUACGAGCCCUUCUAGAAAUGAGGUCAAAAGCGAAGUGGACGACGGUCCGUCUCGCCAGGAUGUGGUUGCUGCGAACAAAGCACGGGUAGAGACGAUGCGGGAUCUUCGGGAUGCACAUAAGGAAAUGGAAAAGAUCCGUCACCAAACCACCCGCCAAGCCCAAAAACUCCAACGCGAGCUCGACGACGCGCACGCGGAAAUCGCCAAAUCCAAAAGCGCUUUAGAAGACAAGGAAGCCACUCUAGUCCGCUUGAAAGACGACAACGAGAGACGCUGCAAAGGGUUGGAGACGCAGAUUGCGAAACUGAAGGCGAAUGUGAAGGAUAUGCAGAAGCUGGCUGAUGAGAAGGAGGCGUUAGAGGGCAAGAAUGCAGAUUUGCGGGAGGAUUUGGCAAAAGCGGAAUCGAGGGUUGGUGCGUUGAAGAAGAGGCUGAAAGAAGAGGCAGAAAAGCUAGCUGAAACCGAAUCCCGCAAAGCCAAGGAGGUCUUCUCACUGCGAAAACAAAUCGAGGAGGAUGCCAAGCGCAUCCGCCUGCUCGAGACACAGGGCGACACCUUGCGCAGGCGGCUCGAUAGAGCCAAGUCAGCAACGGCCGCGACAUCGGCUGAUAGGACCGCGCAGCACGCGGCCAGGCGGGAUACUCGGUCAGCGUCGGCGGCACAUCCAACGAAGAAUAGCACUGUUGGGAGCUUACCGCCAAUUGCACAAGGGCGGGCGAAGGCAGGCGACAUACCGGAAACUGGUGAUAUGCUGGAAGAGGUGCAGGAGAUGGAGGAGAGUUUGCAGUCGCGGGCGGAGGAGAUUGAGGCAUUUAAAGAGUAUCACGCGUUUUCCAAACACCUGCGGCAAGUCCGCACAGCUGUUGCGCAACUUACCGCGGAUUUGAAAGAAGGGGAGUCCAUCCUUGAGACGCUGGCGCCUGAGGAUCCGAUGCGGCAACGGGUUGGAGUGCGGGUGGGCGAGAUACGGCAGGAGCGGGAACUUGAGCCCGUCAGCCCAGGGACUUGGCAAAGACAGCCACGGGUUAGAUUUGUCGGCCGUGCAGGACGAGUUUCAGGAUCAACCGGACAUUAUCCAUGUUCUCGAGAAAUUGGACUCCUGCUCUCUCAGUCAGGCUCAGGAGCUAGUCGUUGAAUGCAUUCGUGAGCUUUCCAAGUUACAGCGCGGAAAAGGUCAAACGAGAGGACACGAAGGGUCGCCAUCGAGUUCAAAGGGGCUGCAA
Molecule: messenger RNA, 3942 nt
Organism: Fimicolochytrium jonesii
Lineage: Eukaryota; Fungi; Chytridiomycota; Chytridiomycetes; Spizellomycetales; Powellomycetaceae
Exons: 12
Coding region: 195-3854 (1219 amino acids)
Biological process (GO): mitotic spindle organization; microtubule-based movement
Molecular function (GO): microtubule binding; ATP binding; microtubule motor activity
Source: RefSeq, a predicted model, not a curated record